This is a messenger RNA of Felis catus (domestic cat), 1822 nucleotides long. Its product is annotated as olfactory receptor 145-like. Lineage: Eukaryota; Metazoa; Chordata; Mammalia; Carnivora; Felidae. The coding region runs from base 6 to 941 and encodes 311 amino acids. Gene Ontology annotation, cellular component: membrane. Gene Ontology annotation, biological process: G protein-coupled receptor signaling pathway; sensory perception of smell. The transcript has a single exon. The record is from RefSeq and is a predicted model, not a curated record. Gene Ontology annotation, molecular function: G protein-coupled receptor activity; odorant binding; olfactory receptor activity.
AGAGAAUGGAUAUGGGAAACAGUUCCUUAGUCACUGAGUUUUUCCUUGUGGGUUUAACCAAAUAUUCAGAGAUCCAGCUGCCUCUGUUCUUUCUUUUCCUAGGAAUCUACAUUGUCACUGUGGCAGGAAACCUGGGCUUGGUCACUCUAAUUGGACUGAAUUCUCACCUUCACACCCCCAUGUACUAUUUCCUCUUUAAUUUAUCCUUUAUUGACCUGUGUUACUCUUCUGUCAUUACCCCAAAACUGCUGGUAAACUUUGUGUCAAAGCUGAACACCAUCUCCUAUGCAGGAUGCAUGACUCAGCUCUUUUUCUACUGUUUCUUUGUCAGUGCAGAGUGUUAUGUGUUGACAGUAAUGGCCUAUGAUCGCUAUGUGGCCAUUUGCAAGCCCUUGUUAUACACGGUCACCAUGUCCCCUCAGGUCUGUUCUCUGCUGGCUGUGAUUGUAUAUGUGGGGGCGUUUAUUGGUGCCUGGGCCCACACAGGAUGCAUGCUCAGGUUGACCUUCUGUGACGCCAACACCAUCAACCACUACAUGUGUGACAUCCUCCCCCUUCUGGAGCUCUCCUGCACAAACACUCACAUCAAUGAACUGGUAGUUCUCAUUGUUGUGGGCUUUGAUGUGGGUGUGCCCAGCCUCACUAUCAUUAUCUCUUACUCUUUGAUCCUCACCAGCAUCCUUCGCAUGCAUUCCACUGAAGGAAGGUCCAAAGCUUUUAGCACUUGUAGCUCACAUAUAAUUGUUGUUUCUGUUUUCUUUGGGUCGGGGGCAUUCAUGUAUCUUCAUCCUUCUUCUGUUUUGUCCAUGGACCAGGGGAAAGUGUCCACUGUGUUCUAUACUAUUGUGGUGCCUAUGCUCAAUCCUCUGAUCUAUAGCUUCAGGAACAAGGAGGUUAAGAUUGCCCUGAAAGAAAGCUUGAAUAGAAAAACAUUUUCCUGAGCUCAAGCAGUAUUAAGUAUUAUAAGAGAAUACAGCUUUAUUUUAAAAUUGUUUUUGUUCCUCUAUAGAGUUUUUUUUCCAUGUAGAAAGAAAUGCAGUAUAGUAGAAAGAGUGUUGGACUUGGAAUUAGAAUGCCCAAGUCAAAAAUUCUGCAAAAUAGGGGUAUCUUAUUACUUUAUAAGGUUAUUGGGAUGAAUAAGCUAAUGCAAAUGAAUGUAGUGUGAAGGGCUUAAUACCAUGUUCUCUCCUCUCCUUCUCCUUUCUGUUCUUCCUCCCUCUUUUUCCUUCCCAGUGUUUUCCUCCUGUACUUUAGAGGGAACAUUCACAGACUUUCUUCUCUUCCUGUGAUCUCUGUCACCAUGAAUACUCAACUGCUCAAACCUCAAGCUAGUGUCCUCCUUGAUUCCUCUCUCUUUGCUUUUCCUCCACCCCCAAUUUAUGAGGUGCUGACAAUUCUUGUUCUCCUCAUGGCAUCAUCAUUUCUCAUCUGGACACCAGCCUCCUGACUAGCCCCUUCCUCUCUUGUCUUUUAGCCUCGAAAUUCAUUCUCCCGAUGACAGCCAGCAUGCUCUUUCCAUACUUCCAAUAAGAUCUCAUUUACCUUAGUUUACUCUUUUCACUGCAAUUGUCUUCAGUAUAAAACAAAGCUCCACAUUAUGUCAAACAAGGAUCACCUCUCCGGCCUGAUUUUCUGCCACUGUAACUCCCUCCUCCCUGCCUUUUUUCUGUUAGUCUACUGAAGUCACACUUAACUCUCCCAAGUUUAAUAAAUUCUCAUUCAUUUACACACUUUCCCACAAGCCAUUCUGUCGCCCUGGAACACCCUCAUGCACCCUCUGUGUUGCCCAGCCUGCCCAUCCUUCAGGUAUGAAGUUAUCCAG